GCGUCGGCCGUGGGUAUAUGAUGGUUCAGGAGGAGCGUCCACGACACAGUUAUCCAUCGGCCAUCUUGACCGGGAUGGAAGUUCUAGCAAACAAUGUUCCCGACUCUUCGAAGAAGAACCCUUCUUCCUCUUUCCAUCCCAGUCUCUCCUUCUUGCCUUCGAACACUCUCCUUCCACCUCCUCUCCCACUCCGUCUCCACCCUCACAGCUGAGCCAACCACCGGACCAUCCUCCGCCGCUGCCCUCAACCCCGUCCUCUCCGCCCUCUUGAAAGCCCGCCGGUUCGAAGCCGCGCUCUCCCUCUACCACUCCUCGCUGCAGUCGGGCCUGAAGCCCGACUUCACCACCCUUCACAUCGUCCUCGACUGCUGCUGUGCGACCCGCCGCACCAGCCUUGCGUUCAAGGUGUUCGACCAAAUUAUCUCCCUCGGUUACACUCCAAACUCCAUCACCUUCACUUCACUCAUCAAGGGAUUCUGCCGUGAAGGAAAGAUUUCUGAAGCUUUAAAACUUUUUCAUGACAUGAAGGAGAAGGGACCGAGCCCGAAUUGCUUCACCUACGCUAUUCUCAUUGGUUUUGUGUGCGCCGAAUCGAAUCCCGAACUGGGCUUGGAUUUGAUUCGUGAAAUGUUGGUGUCAAGAUUGGAACCGAAUUCUUUUAGUUAUAAUUUAGUCUUUGGAAGUUUGUGUAAGAUAGGGAAAACUAAAGCAGCGAAGAAUCUUUAUGGAAGGAUGACAAAGUUGGGAAUAGUGGGUAAUGUGAUCUCGUAUACUAGUUUUAUAGUUGCAUUGUGCCGGGAGAAGAAUUUGGUGGAGGCAAAGAAGGUCUUUUGUGAGAUGCUGGAGAAGGACGUAUCUCCGGAUGUUGUGACUUACAAUACUCUGAUUCAUGGCUUCUGUGGGAAUGGGCAAUUGGAAGAUGCCUUCAAAAUGGUCACCAAGAUGAUAGCACUUGGGGUCAACCCAGAUAUAGUCACCUACACAACAGUCAUUAAAGGGCUCUGCAAGGAGAGGAGAGUGAAAGAGGCAUUGGAACUUUUAGAUGUGAUGAAUCAUCAAGGGCUACAUCCUGACAAGUUCACGUAUAGUAUUCUAUUCGAUGGGUUGUGUAAAGAUGGUAGAUUGGAUGAUGCGGUCUGGCUGUUCGAUCAAAUGAAAGGGAGUGGAUUUGGAGAUGAUAUUGUUUGUUACAAUACUUUGAUUGAUGGGUUCUGCAAAAUGGGGGAUAUGGAAGGAGCUUAUAGGCUUUUUGAGGAGAUAUCUGAGAAAGGGCUACAGUGUGGAGUGGUCACAUAUAACACCCUGAUGGAUGGGUACUGUAAAAUUGGAAAAAGUCAGGUUGCAAGAGAGCUAUUAUGUGACAUGGAAAGGUAUGGUCUUGGGCCAGACGUGGUCACUUACACUACACUGAUAUGUGGUUAUUGCAAGGAAGGGAAUCUUGAGCAGGCUGAGCAUUUGCUUGAUGAGAUGAUCUGUAGAGGACUAGAACCUGAUGCUAUCACAUAUAGAGUACUAGCAGAUGGAAUUCGUAGGAAGGGGGUCUUCCAAGAGGCACAAGGUUUGCUGUACUAUUCAAAUGAAAUGAGAUAGAAUUCUGUUAGUGUAACAUCCUCCUAAAUUCUUAAUGGAUAUUUCUUGCUAACAUCCAACUGCCGGGAGCCAAAGGUAUCAUCAAAAGAAGGACAAAAUUGGGAUCCUUGGAAUGUGGCAAUCUACCCCAUGCUGGAUUGAUGGGGUUUUGCAUCAAAGAUGGGAUUAAGGAUGACAUCUAAGUGUUUCAUGGAACUCUUGCAAAUAGCAAAGCUAUAUUAUGCUUAUGGCUUCACUUUCUCUAAAUCCUGUUUCUUGGUGUGAUCAGCAUUAUUGUGACAAUGAUGUGCCGCUGAUAACAUCUGGAAGACAGGAAAAGAUGGAUAAUGAUUUUCUCAUGAGCUCAUGUGUGUUAUGCAGUAGCAUUUCCAUGUAUCAGCUAUUUGACUGGGAUAUAAUCAUUGGAUGCAAGAAACUUGAUUCUCAAAUUAAUAUGCUCAGGAUUAUAUGCUUGGAUUCCAACAACAAUUUACAGCCUCAGGGCGUAAUCAAGGUAGCAGACCAUUGUUUUUAACAUCUGGUGGGUAGAACAUGAACUGCUGCAACGGAACCUCAUGGAUUCAUCAUGUCUAGGUUCUUCACUUUCAGACCACGAUGAAGUUGUCUGAAAGCAUCUCCAGUGUAACCUUUGAAGAUGAUAAAAUCAGAUACUCUCAGCAAGUUUUAAUGACUGUCCUGGGCACCUUUUUAUGGUAGUGAAAAUUUUUGGUUUCAAAUA
Elaeis guineensis (African oil palm) is the source of this 2308-nucleotide messenger RNA. RefSeq lists its product as uncharacterized. The record is from RefSeq and is a predicted model, not a curated record. Gene Ontology annotation, molecular function: protein binding. NCBI's taxonomy places the organism in Eukaryota, Viridiplantae, Streptophyta, Magnoliopsida, Arecales, Arecaceae.